AAACUCACUAUGAAGCUAGCAAUUGUUACUGUAUCCUUGAGCGCCCUUGUGGCUUUCGCUGCCGCUGAUACCUGCGCGUCUGCUUGGGGACAAUGUGGAGGUAUUGGUUGGACAGGACCUACAUGCUGUGCUUCAGGAAGUACUUGUGUCGCUCAAUCUGGAAACCCUUACUACUCUCAAUGUCUACCUGGAACUGCCAGCUCCUCUACUUCAACAACUACCAAGGCAACUACUACAUCGUCAACUAAAACCUGUUCGUCAGUGUAUGGUCAAUGUGGAGGCAAAGGAUGGACCGGCCCUACAUGCUGUGCUUCUGGAAGCUCAUGCAUAGCUCAGGCCGGUAAUGUAUAUUACUCUCAGUGCCUUCCCAAGUCUAGCGGUAACCAGGAUGCUGCUAAGACUACAACUAAGCAUAAGACUACUACUACCACCAAGAAAUCCACCCACAAGGCAUCUACCACUACGAAAAAGACCACUAAGAAGUCUACUACUACUUCAAAAAAGGCCGUUACUACAAAGAAGUCAACCACCACAAAGAAGACAACCACCUCCUCCAAAAAGGCUACUGCUACAUCCGCCGCCAAGGCAUCUUCAUCCUUGACUCCUGUCUCUGGAGGAAAGUCUGGAACUGGCACCACCACGCGCUAUUGGGAUUGCUGCAAAGCCAGUUGUAGUUGGUCUGGUAAAGGAAGCGUUACUGCUCCAGUGAACAGCUGUGCUGCCAACGGAGUAUCUGUAUUGGGCCCUGAUGUCACAAGUGGUUGCAACGGCGGCAGUGCUUACAUGUGCAAUGAUCAACAGCCUUGGGCAAUCAACGACAACCUCGCAUACGGUUUCGCUGCGGCUACCAUUGCUGGUCUCACCGAGCAGGACUGGUGCUGCACAUGUUACGCUCUGAAGUUCACUUCCACAUCCAUUGCUGGAAAGACUUUGGUUGUUCAGGUCACCAACACUGGUGGUGAUUUGGGUAGUAACCAGUUCGAUUUGCAGCUUCCUGGAGGUGGUGUUGGUAUCUUCAACGGAUGUCAAUCACAAUGGAACGCUCCUAGUCAAGGCUGGGGAGCUCAAUACGGAGGUGUAUCAUCUCUUUCUGACUGCUCAAGCCUUCCCAGUGCUUUGCAACCCGGUUGUAAAUUCAGAUUUGGUUGGUUCGAGGGUGCAGAUAAUCCGUCUGUCUCCUUUGAGCAAGUUGUGUGUCCUGCUGAGCUUGUUGCUAAAACUGGCUGUGCCCGGAAGUAAACUAUAGACUGGCUGAAAUCUUUUGCGGGGUGGUGCUCAUGCUUGACUCGAAAGAUGUCUACGAGGUCGUC
Messenger RNA from Umbelopsis ramanniana AG, 1310 nucleotides. RefSeq lists its product as uncharacterized. Gene Ontology annotation, cellular component: extracellular region. Bases 10 to 1239 code for a protein of 409 amino acids. Lineage: Eukaryota; Fungi; Mucoromycota; Umbelopsidomycetes; Umbelopsidales; Umbelopsidaceae. Gene Ontology annotation, molecular function: cellulase activity; cellulose binding. Gene Ontology annotation, biological process: carbohydrate metabolic process. The record is from RefSeq and is a predicted model, not a curated record. The transcript has 8 exons.